Molecule: messenger RNA, 1299 nt
Organism: Nerophis lumbriciformis (worm pipefish)
Lineage: Eukaryota; Metazoa; Chordata; Actinopteri; Syngnathiformes; Syngnathidae
Source: RefSeq, a predicted model, not a curated record
AUGGCGAAAGGAAGACCAGGAACGUACGCGCAUAGUCGUCGUCGUCGUGGAACUGUCGUGAACAGCAGUCAGACGAUGGAGGAGAUAAACUUUUUCCAAAAACUUCCACUGGAGUUGGUUCAUAUGAUUUUGGACAACCUAUCAGUGCUGGAGGUCAGUAAGCUCUGUUUAGCGUCCACACAAAUGAAUAGAUGUGUGGUGGACUAUAUCAGCACUCACGCCUGGAAAAACAAAAUGAUGCACCAUAGCUACCAUUACAUCAGUUGCCCUGAGCAGGAAUGUUUGAGUGGACAUUUCAGAGACCUGGGUGUAUUGUUCAAACGUUGUACAAUGCUGCUACCUACAAAGGAAAGGCUGAAAUGUGUCAUGUACACGUUUUCACAGGUUCCAUGCUUCUUACAGGAUAGUUGCUCACAGCCAAAUUGCAUUGGUUUCUUUAGAUAUGGAAUUUUUUUGCAGACCCUAAUUGCUGGGUGGGAUGAUCUGGAGUGCCAAAAAGUAUUCUCCUUUUUGUGUGAAGUCACCAAUUUGCUCCGUAAAAUUGAGGCAGUCACUACCAAUGGGAAACCUGGGCUGAAAUGCAAUGAAGAGCUAGAGCUUCGCUACUUCUGCCGUAAGGUUUUGCUGGACUUGUCACCGCACCCAUCAGAAUGUCGAUUUUGGCUCCUGCAGCUCCUGAGGCCCUGGCCUUUGGUCAGCCAGGCACACCUACUGUUAAUCCUAUAUGGACCACAACUGGCUACAGGCCCCAUCAGUUGGCAGGAUCUCGUGGAAGAGGUGCUGCCUCGGAAUGCUUUGGUUGACCUGGCCAAGUCCAUCAUUUUGGUCUUCAACAACCCCCAAAAUAAAAAAUCUUCCAUACAAUCAACCCUGGCCAUCUUCGAAGAGAUCACUGUAAUUCCUCAGGAAUGGCACGUGCAUAAUAUUGCUCGUCUCUUGGUGCUAUGUGGCCAUAAACUGUGCUACAUUAUCUUGGCCAACAAGGUCCAAUCUGGACAGAUCACAUCUGUUGCCACAAUAAUUGUCUUCAUUAUUCUGGUGUUUGAAAAGGACUACAAUAAAAUGAAUUGGGUGGUGAAUUUGGUGAAGCAGCUGCACAGGAGCUUCAGCAUAUCUGGGCAAAAGCUCACCUUCAUUCGCCUUCUGGAGUACAAGUGCUCAGACGUUAUGGCUCAGUAUCUUUCCACGUACGCAAAUGGAAACCGUGAUGAAAAUGGGGAAACUUUAUUGACCGCGAGUCAACUCUUGACUGCCAUUGGAAGAUUUCAUGCAAAUAUCCUGGAAGGGUUGCUUGAAUAA